AACGCUUAAAAGCGACAGCCAAAAACGAGGUACCCGCAUUAGGUACCAGGCAUUACAUAAUAAAUCUCCCUACGAGAGUUACAAUAGGCCCACAUAGAAGCCAAAACAGCUGAACUAACAACAAGAGCUGGCCAACGAAAUAGCCGGUUUUGAGUGAGAGAGCCGCUUCUUUUCACUGACGUGUCAUUCAACUCGAUCGAGAAAUCGUGGAGCCGAGAAUUUCAGAGAGCCCAGAACUGAGUGAGUUGGCCAAAGCAGCCAAACAAUUUAGCCGAGCGAAGCGUAAACUGGCCCACAACUCAAACUCGAACACCACUUCACCGCUCUUCUCUCGCUCGUUUUUAGCCAGUUUGCGCUGACGAUCGGCAAGAGUAGGGUCAAGUUCAGAAGUCUCUAGUUUUUGCCACGAAGAUGAUGCAUAUUUUGGUAACACUGCUCCUGGUCGCCUUCCACUCGCUGCCCUCCACCUGGGCCGUCACCUGCCCGGGCUGCGUGGAUCUGGACGAGCUGAGUUUCCAGCAGGCGGUGGAGCGGUUUCCCUACUCCAUAGUGAAAUUCGACAUUGCAUAUCCGUAUGGCGAAAAGCAUGAGGCCUUCACCGCCUUCUCCAAGUCCGCCCACAAGGCAACUCAAGAUCUGCUGAUAGCCACCGUGGGUGUCAAGGACUACGGGGAACUGGAGAACAAGGCCCUGGGCGACCGCUACAAAGUCGACGACAAGAACUUCCCGAGCAUCUUCCUGUUCAAGGGCAACGCUGAGGAGUACGUCCAGCUUCCCAGCCACUUGGACGUGACGCUGGACAAUCUGAAGGCCUUUGUCAGUGCCAACACACCGCUUUAUAUCGGUCGUGAUGGCUGCAUCAAGGAGUUCAACGAAGUGCUCAAGAACUAUGCCAACAUCCCCGAUGCAGAGCAGCUGAAACUCAUCAAGGAGCUGCAGGCCAAGCAGGAGCUGCUGACCAAUCCUGAGCAGCAGCAGAACGCCAAGGCCUAUCUGAUCUACAUGCGCAAGAUCAACGAGAUGGGAUACGACUUCCUGGAGGAGGAGACCAAGCGACUGCUGCGGCUCAAGGCCGGCAAGGUCACCGAGGCCAAGAAGGAGGAGCUGCUGAGGAAACUGAACAUCCUGGAGGUCUUCAGGGUUCACAAGGUCACCAAGACUGCGUCCGAAAAGGAGGAACUGUGAAGUUGUCUAACGAAUAUUUGUUAAAUCUUUAAACAAACAUGAAUAUUUACUGAUAUUUAUACAUGUCGGAUCUCGGCAGAGAAAUGUGAAUGUACAAUUUAUUCGAAUUAUAAGUCUAUCAUCCAAAUAAAGACAUUUUUUUGUGUUGUAUUAUUUAAA
Molecule: messenger RNA, 1344 nt
Organism: Drosophila erecta
Lineage: Eukaryota; Metazoa; Arthropoda; Insecta; Diptera; Drosophilidae
Gene: wbl
Product: protein windbeutel
Exons: 2
Coding region: 412-1185 (257 amino acids)
Biological process (GO): protein secretion
Cellular component (GO): endoplasmic reticulum lumen; endoplasmic reticulum
Source: RefSeq, a predicted model, not a curated record